UUGGAAGAUUUAUACUUGGAGAAAGAAGAAAUGGGAUGUAGAAAUCAAAAAGCAACUAAUGCUGCAAUGGCUGUUGUAAAAAAUCUAAUAGAAGGGCAUCCGAAAUAUUUCAUUGAACAAUGCGAGUGGAUUGUUCAAGACAAACUAGGCGAUCGCUUGGAUUCACUACAUAAACAGAAUAAAUUUUUGCAGGAAAAGGCAAAUGCCAAGUUCAAAGAAACUCGUCGAGGUAUAGUGGAACAAGAUUUUGUAAAAGCAUUUGAGGAUGUAAAACUUCAAUAUGUGGAUGAUGAAGAAUUGAAAACAAGGAUUAAUAUAGCCAUGGCAGCUGCUAUGGAAAAAUACCAAGAUUGUAAAGGUGGACCAGAAAAAGAGUUCUUACAAAACAAACAGCAACUCAAACAAGAUUUGGAAAACCACCGUAAUAAAGUUAACAAAACCAAUGAUACAAAUAAGGAAAACAUAAAUGAAAAACUGGAUUUAUUCUAUGUCCAAGUAACCACUGACUACGUAACCAAGAUGAACGAGAUAACGUCAGCUCGGUGUACAAGUAAUUUGGAAAACCUAAAGAAAGUGCACGACAAAUUUGUUACAUUGGUCACUGAUGAGAUGGAAAAAGCAAUUCCAUACAAAUCCAUUGCAACAACUGCCACAAAGACAUGCUGCGACGAAUUGGAUAAUCAAUGGAAGUUUAUAGAAACUGGAGCCACAGUAUUAAAAAUCGUUAAAGAAAGUGUGAUUAAUGUAGGUGCUACAUCUGCAGCAAUAGGUGGUGUUGCUGGAUUGCCUGGUAUGGCUGUUUUUGGUGUUGCUGGUACUUUGAUUGGUGCUGGUGUAGGUUUGGUAAAGGCAGCAUUGCCAUUUCGGUAUAAGUUAUCUAUUGAUGACAUUCCUGCACUGGAAUACUUGAAAUCUCUCAAACUGUAA
This is a messenger RNA of Ciona intestinalis (vase tunicate), 927 nucleotides long. The record is from RefSeq and is a predicted model, not a curated record. Lineage: Eukaryota; Metazoa; Chordata; Ascidiacea; Phlebobranchia; Cionidae.